Messenger RNA from Exaiptasia diaphana, 1640 nucleotides. RefSeq lists its product as uncharacterized. Lineage: Eukaryota; Metazoa; Cnidaria; Anthozoa; Actiniaria; Aiptasiidae. The record is from RefSeq and is a predicted model, not a curated record. The transcript has 5 exons. The coding region runs from base 57 to 1505 and encodes 482 amino acids. Gene Ontology annotation, molecular function: protein binding.
CCAAUCUCUCUCGAUCAAUAUUUUCCCGCGUUUUGUGCGGGGUGUUUGGUUUCAACAUGGCGUCGAACACGGCUUCUUCAAGUUUGCUUGAUAUUUUCAGUCUUAGUCCUGAGUUAUUAACUCUGAUAUUGUCAAGCCUUCCAGCAAARUCAGUUCUUAAUGUCAGUGAAACCUGCAGGCAUUUGAGAGACGUGGUUUUUGGCUGCGAUGUGUUGUGGAAGAGACUUUGCAUGAAUCACUUCGAUUUUGAUUUGCAAGUCAAAGGGCCAUUCCAGUCAUUUGCAUCUCUCUAUCAGCUAAUCUACAAGUAYAAAGUGAUAGUUGAAAAUCAUGUAUUUGGUUGGUAUGUAUCUGAGUACCACUGUCAUUGGAGUGUUCUCCUUGAAGAAGGGACAAGAACAUCUAUAAGUCUAGACAAUCCAACUGGUUAUUUCCUGUGUACAGAAUCAAGACUCMAAAAAACCUGGGAUAUUACAAAAAAUGACAUGACAGAUAACGACAGCCAGAAAUCUGGAMACUAUGUAACUAUUAUAGAUAUUAUCAAAUCCAAACUGGCAGCAGUUGAUCGAAAGCAAUUUCARCAAGCUGUUCUACAGAGGUGCAUUCGCAAUCAAAAGAAAAUUUGCAAACAUUUUGUGUCAGCAGCUAUAAUGGGACGGUGCGAUGACUUUGUGUUGUAUAUAAUAAAACACCAAGAUGCUAAGGCAAUAUUGAUGACCAAGACACCAAUUCCAGAUUAUCUGGACGAUUUUGAUGUGAACAAACUGUAUGAUAGUGACAUUGAAAGAAUGCCUGCUGACAUUGUAAUGGAUUUUUUAAAAGGCCAUUUCCACAAGACUGGCAUUAAACAAGUGAAGAAUUAUGUGGAAUUUGUGAAUACUGCAAAGUGCUGUUACAAGUGGGAUAUAAAACAUGCACCUGAAAAGAUUAUAGAUGCUAUUUGCAAUGAUGUUUAUGAAAAGCAUAAACAAACAGCAAAGUUAMGGCUUAUUUCUACAUUGGAAUACUGUCAAAGUGCUGAGGAAUGCUUUGCAAGAGUCAAGGAGAUUGAAAAAUGGCAGGAUGAURUUGARCAAGAUUUAGAAGUUACCUACAGGUCUGGUAACUUCAGUGGAAUUUCAGAGAAUGAAGCUUACAAAAAUUAUGUCUUGCAAGGAAAGGAAGAUGAUUUCACAUCUCUAAAGAAUCACUUUGAAGGGCUGAUCAACAUCAAAAUAUGGCUGUUUCAUAAUAUGUGGAUUAAAGAGGUUUUAGGAAGUUCCAUUGUUAGUGUCCUUAAAGGCGACCCCAUCAGCAGUUUAGUUUUAGCCAUUCGUCAAUACAGGGAAAUUGCAGAUUCCUUGAAAGUGUAUCUAAAGACAGGAAAAAAGAAGCAUUUUCGGAAGCUCAUAGAAAAGUUAUGGCUGUAUGCAACAAGGAAACUYGAAAGGAAGGCAGAACAUUUGUACAAGCUACAAGGAGAUCUAAAAGCAAAGAAGGUUUCCCCUCCUUACAAAAGAAGUUAGCUAUUUAUAGAUGAAAUAUCAGAUGUAGUCAUGAUUGCAGAAAGGAACUUUUCACAUGAAAAGCCUUCAGUUACUGCUUCGAUGAUGAACAUAUUGCCAAAAUUGAAAAAAAUGUUGUAUUCAAAGAGACAAUUA